This is a messenger RNA of Aspergillus homomorphus CBS 101889, 1954 nucleotides long. Its product is annotated as retrograde regulation protein 2. The transcript is spliced from 2 exons. NCBI's taxonomy places the organism in Eukaryota, Fungi, Ascomycota, Eurotiomycetes, Eurotiales, Aspergillaceae. The record is from RefSeq and is a predicted model, not a curated record. The coding region runs from base 125 to 1864 and encodes 579 amino acids. Gene Ontology annotation, biological process: regulation of transcription by RNA polymerase II.
CCAACGCAAACCAUGCGACCAGAACUUUGAACAUCACAACACAGUGACGCCGUGUUGUCCUUUCUCACUCCAGCCAUCAACCCAGUCAACCCAGCUCAAUUCAUGCUACAACCCUGACAUCACAAUGGCCGAAACACCAACCCCGAACCCCGAACUCUACGGAAUCGUAGAUAUGGGAAGCAACGGCAUCCGCUUCUCGAUCACAGACCUCUCCCCGCCAACCGCGCGAAUCAUGCCCAUCAUCUACCAAGACCGAGCGGGCAUCUCACUGUACGACGCGCAAUUCUCCGGGGAGGAGCGGGGCCCGAUCCCGCCCGCAAUCAUUGAGCAAGUCGUCGACCGCCUCGUGCACUUCCGCGCGACAUGCAACGACUUCUGCGUGCCAGACGCCAAUACCUACGUGCUAGCCACCGAGGCGACGCGGACGGCGCCAAAUUCAGAGGCGUUCCGGGCGCGGAUCCGCGCCGCCACGGGCUGGGACGUCCGGUUGCUGUCGAAGGAGGACGAGGGCCGGAUCGGGGCGCUCGGCAUCGCCAGCAGCGCCGCCAGCGUGGCGGGCAUCGCGAUGGAUUUGGGCGGCGGGAGCACGCAGAUUACCUGGGUCUUGGAGGAGGAUGGGGUGGUGACCACCAGUCCCAAGGGGUCGUUCAGUUUUCCCUACGGGGCGGCGGCGUUGUCGCGGUUGUUGGCGGAGGCACAGGGGCGUAAUGGUGGUGUGCAGGCGCUCAAGGAGGAGAUGGUUGGCCAGUUUCGGGAAGCGUAUAACCAGCUCGGGGUACCCGAAUCGUUAUCCCACCGCGGCAGCAGCAGCAGCAGCAGCAGCACGGGGUUUAAUCUGUAUCUCUGUGGCGGCGGGUUCCGCGGCUGGGGAUACGUGCUGAUGAAGGCGGCGGCGUUGAAAAGCGAAGAGCCGUACCCGAUCCCCAUCAUCAACGGGUUCCGGGUGCGCCGGGCGGAUUUCGACGACACCGUCUCGGUGCUGGAUCUGGUUGGCAACCCCGAUGCCGACGGAAAUGCAGACGCAAGCCGCAUCUACGGCGUCUCCAAGCGGCGGGCCUCGCAGAUUCCCGCCGUCGCCGUCCUGGUCGAUGUCAUCAUGGCCGCGCUGCCGGACAUCUCGCACAUCCAGUUCUGCCAGGGCGGCGUCCGCGAGGGCUUCCUGUACGACCGUCUGCCGACGGAGGUCCGCGCCCUUGAUCCCCUGCUGGCCGCGACGCGCCCGUAUGCUCCGCCCUCGGCGCAAGUGAUUGCGUCCUUGCUGCAGGCGGCACUACCGGCCACGCCGUCGCCUAUCGCCGCGUUCUGUGCGCCCCCGUCCUUCUCGCGAAACUUGCUGGCCGCGCUGGCGAACCUGUUAUAUGUGCAUGCCAAGGUGCCCCGCGAGUCGCGGGCGGCCGCCGCGCUGCAUAGCACCUCGACGGGGAUUCUGGCUGCUACGAACUGUCUGUCGCAUGUCGAGCGGGCGCUGAUCGCGCUGGUGCUCUGUGAGCGCUGGGAGGGAGACCUCGCCCCCACGGAUGAGGUGUUCUAUCGGCAGUUGCGCCGGUGUGUGUCGAAGGAUGAGGCCUGGUGGUGUCGGUACUUGGGAGGCGUGGCCGCCAUCAUCGGCGAUGUGUAUCCUGCGGGACGGGAGCCGGAGGCCCAGUGGAGGGUUCGGUUUGAGACGGAGUGGAGCUCGGUCGAGAAAAAGAAGGGGGAUCGCGAUGUAUUGCGUUUGAAAGUGAGGCGCGGGGAUGCUGCUACGUCCGUGCUACAGGAAAUACUGAAGGGUCGGGCGGAGGAUUUAGAAAAGGUGGGCAAGAAGAAGAACUGGGUCCACGAUCAUGGAGUGAAGGUCAAGGUGGAUAUGUUGUCUAGUGUGUAGGGGGCAACGCUUCCUGGGACUUAACCUGCACAGUUGCAAUCUACCUAGUAACCCGAAGAUACUUGCUACGAAGACGUGAUAAGCAUCCAU